AUGGCCCCCAACAACCCCGACACGAGCAACCAGUCUGCCGCCUCGGAAGACGCCAAGGGCGAUGUCAACGCUGCCGUCGAGGAACUUUUGAACACCAUCUCCAACAAGUUUGCCGGGGUGUCUAGCGAGAUCUUCGCGAAGAUGGAUGAAAUGUCUCGUCGACUGGACAACUUGGAGGCAGCGCUUCUCGCUAAUAAGGAGAAGGAGGGCUCAUCAAAGUCGUCUUGA
Colletotrichum chrysophilum is the source of this 228-nucleotide messenger RNA. RefSeq lists its product as uncharacterized. The coding region runs from base 1 to 228 and encodes 75 amino acids. Gene Ontology annotation, molecular function: transcription corepressor activity. Gene Ontology annotation, cellular component: nucleus; cytosol. The record is from RefSeq and is a predicted model, not a curated record. NCBI's taxonomy places the organism in Eukaryota, Fungi, Ascomycota, Sordariomycetes, Glomerellales, Glomerellaceae. Gene Ontology annotation, biological process: cellular heat acclimation. The transcript is spliced from 3 exons.